AUGCCGCAUAAAAAAGGCAAAAAGUCAAACAAGAAUACCCAAUCAAACAACAAUAAAUCAAAGCAGAAUAAUCUUUCAAUAGGUGAAUCCUCUAAAAAAAGUCGAGACACCGCUAAAAAUGGUAACAAUUACAACAGCGACAAGAAGCUUCGUGAGAAAAAACUUCAAGCGUUAGUAGGUGAUUACCUUGAUCCACUUGAUAUUUCUUUGGACGAAUAUGAUUCGCCAUUUCGUAUAAAGGCGGAAGACUUUUUGAUUCCAAAGAAUAAGCUUCCAAAACCGGUGUUAAGUUCGUCUAAAGAAGCGUCGUUUAAUAAUGAUAAGACAAAAGAAAAGAACAAGACUCGAGAAAGAGACACAAAAUCUUUAUCAAAACCAGAUAAUAAAAAAGUUCAAAGUUCUCCAACUUCAACCGCGACCAACGUUGCUGAAACAAGCGGGGAUUCAGAAGCUUUAGGAAGUGUGAAAAAUAGUAAUAAGAAACAUGUUGAAGCUGCUAAACUUUCAAGAGGCGCGAAAAAUGUUAAUAAACAACCAGUAUCUAAAUUCUCGGAAGAUAUUGGAUCUGAGACAUCAAAAACUUUGGAUGUCACUAAGGAAUCUAACUCCGCUUCAUCCAUGAUAAAAAAUAAUAAAUUAGCGGCAUCUAAAUCUACAAACGACGCGACAAGUAAUAAUAGAUCUGAAACGUCUAAAAAUUUGGGAGAUUCGACAAAUACUAAUAAUACUGAAGUUUCUGAAUCUGUAUCGGCAAAUAAUAAUAAUAAUAUCCGUGAAGACACUUCUAGUCCACCUGUAAAGCCCUCUAAAUCUAAGGAAAAGGCGAAGAAAAUUGAAACUGACGAAUAUACACUAGAAAAUGAAGAAACAUUAACACAACUUAUAAAUAUUGAUGAUGAUAGGUUUAAGAAUUCUGAAGGAUAUGAUGAGCUAUUAACAAACACCUUGGAAGAGGGAAAGUACGUGUUCCCUAGUAACCCUGAAAUAAAAAAAGAGCAAAUGAUCGCACCAGAUUUACAAAUUGUUCAACAACGAAUUGCGGACGCUGUGAGAGUUCUCGAUGAUUUUAAAGAGUUGGGAAAUCAGGAUAGAGAAAGAACAGAGUAUGUAGAUAGGCUCGUCAAGGACAUUGCAACUUAUUACGGAUACUCAGAAUUCUUGGCCGAAAAGCUAUUUCAUCUGUUUCCGGUGUCUGAGGCAUUGGACUUUUUCGAAGCUAAUGAAGUUCCACGACCUGUCACCAUUCGUACAAAUACUUUGCGCACGCAAAGAAGAGAUUUAGCGCAGAAAUUAAUUGAUCAAGGCGUCACAUUGGAACCAAUUGAACAAUGGUCCAAGGUCGGGUUGACCAUUUUCUCAUCCGAUAAACCUCUUGGAGCAACGCCCGAAUAUCUAGCUGGUGACUACAUGAUACAAUCCGCUGCCUCACUUUUAUCAGUGAUGGCCUUAGCACCACAAAAAAACGAAAAAAUCCUCGACAUGGCAGCCGCGCCAGGCGGAAAGUCCACCUACAUUGCUGCGUUAAUGAACAAUACUGGCCAGAUAUUUUCCAAUGACACCAAUAAGGAACGAACGAAAGCUCUUACGGCAAAUAUACAUCGAAUGGGUGUUAAGAAUACAGUUGUUUCGAAUUUUGAUGGACGUGAAUAUCCUAAGGUGAUGAAUGGCUUUGAUCGCGUGUUGUUGGAUGCUCCGUGUAGUGGGACUGGCAUUAUAUCUAAAGAUGCUUUGGUUAAAAUUAAGACGGAUAAAGAUUUCAUGCAGCUUUCUCAGUUGCAAAGCCAAUUAAUAAUAUCUGCUAUUGACUCCGUCGACGCUAAAUCAUCAACUGGUGGCUAUAUUGUAUAUUCGACAUGCUCUGUGACUGUCGAGGAGAAUGAAGCAGUUGUCAAUUAUGCGCUAAACAAACGGCCUAAUGUCAAACUAGUUCCCACAGAAAUAGAUUUUGGCGUUGAGGGAUUCACGAAAUUUUGCGGCAAAAUAUUCCAUUCCUCGAUGAAUCUAACCAAACGGUUUUACCCUCACAUGCACAAUGUGGAUGGAUUUUUUGUGGCAAAGUUCAAGAAAUUUUCGAAUACCAUUCCAAAAGUUGAAGUAGAUAAUGAGAAGUCUAAGGGUAUACAGCAUCAAGACAUUCUUCUAGAAGAACGUAAUACUGCAGAAAUGAAAAUGAAGUGCUCGAAGACAAAAGUCUAA
This is a messenger RNA of Ambispora gerdemannii, 2196 nucleotides long. The record is from the annotation of a GenBank genome assembly. NCBI's taxonomy places the organism in Eukaryota, Fungi, Glomeromycota, Glomeromycetes, Archaeosporales, Ambisporaceae.